This is a messenger RNA of Pocillopora meandrina, 2407 nucleotides long. The record is from the annotation of a GenBank genome assembly. NCBI's taxonomy places the organism in Eukaryota, Metazoa, Cnidaria, Anthozoa, Scleractinia, Pocilloporidae.
UCCAAAAUGGCGGAGGACGAUGGACCUCCACCAAACAAGAGGAACAAGUCGGAGAAAAAUAUUUUGAUUGGAGUCACUGGAAGCGUGGCGAGUAUAAAGUUACCGAAACUUGUAGAUGAGCUGCAUCGCUUACAACCAAAGGUACCAUACAUUUGUGUAAUCUCUGAAAUCUUUCGCGAUGUGCAUUCAAGCAGACCUAGAAACAUGUCACUCACUCGUCUUUAGGGUUGUUUACUGAUUAUCAACAUCUGAGAGUGAAAUUACUUACUGCCUUGAAAUUUGCGCUCUGAUCCCGAUCAAACUCUACAUUCUUGUCAUGUAACAUAUCAAUUUUAAAUUCACACGGAUAACAUGUGGUGAAUUUGAUUGUCACCAUGCCCAAUUGUGCUUUAUUAAUUGGUUCACCUUAAUUAAGUUACCUUAAAUCUUGAUCCCCUCUACUACACGCAAGUUGGACCAGAUUGACUUGAUACCAAAUUACUUGAACAGCAGAAUAAAGGGGGUAAAUUUGUACAGAAACGGUGGUGCUAUGUCGGUGGGGGAGUUUGACAAGAUAAUUUGGUUUUAUCAACUGAGUUGAUAAAUGUAAAUUGUCCACCGUGUGUAAAGAGCUUCAAAACUGACGUUUCGAGCGUUAGCCCUUCGUCAGAGCGAAAGAACUUGAACAGCUGACAUACUUAACACUGUAUCGAUUUGUAGUUUAGUAAUUCCUUGUUCUUAUUUAUUUCUUAAUACAAACAGCCAAAUAUCCAGGUUGUUGGAACAGAACACUCUAUGCACUUUUUUGAUAAAGACAAAAUUCCUGUGAAGGUUUUCAGUGACAAGGACGAAUGGGAGGUAAGCCUAGCUUUGUUUGAUGUUACAUCAUGAUGUUGUAUUUAUUUGUAUAUUGUUCUUUAUCUAAUUUAUUUAGUGCUUCAUGCAUAUGAUUUAAGAACUGGUGUAUCUCAUGUGGGAGAUGUUAACCAAAAGGUUAGUAAAGAGGGGAGAUUUUCUUCAGGAGUAUGCGCUCCCCUUCUGUCUGGUAAGAGAUAACAAAGAAAACCUUCAUAUGCCCCAAAUGACAGCAAGAAAUAUUAAGAGUAGGAAAUCAUUUAGUCAGAAAUUUUAUCUACAUUUUAAUUAUUCCUGUUCCAAGGUCUUCCUUUUUAAAAACACGUUUUUGUUUUCUGCCUUUUCUCAGUUGUUGGCUUAGCAAAUUUCUCUGAGUAAUGAUUGUGAUUGUGAUCUGUUUAUACUGGUAGGCAUGGAGUACAAUGCAAGAUCCGGUUUUGCAUAUUGAGGUAAAAACUUUUGUUUUAUUUCUAAAAAAGUUACCAGAGGAAUCCAAUAGUUUGUUUGAGAUAGUUUUGAAAAUGCUGUAGUUUUCAUGUUCAAAACACUUUCUUGAAACAUCUAAGAAAUGUUUAUUACUUUCCAGUAGCUGCGACGUUGGGCUGACAUUUUGGUUAUUGCACCACUUGACGCCAACACUAUGGCCAAAAUGGCAAAUGGUUUGUGCGACAACCUCUUGGUGAGUUCAAACCUUUAACUUUCAACUCACUUAGCAAACUUAGCCAUUGCUGACAACAUGUUCUUUUGCUUAUUACCAGACCUGCAUAGUCCGUGCAUGGGAUCUUAAGAAACCUUUACUGUUCUGCCCAGCAAUGAACACUCUAAUGUGGGAACACCCAAUCACCUCUGAGCAGGUUAAACGACUAAUUAACCUAGGAUAUACAUAUGUCCCACCAAUCAAAAAGACUCUGGCAUGCAAGGACACUGGUAAGAUUUAUUUGGACUGUUCCAUGUAUGCACCUGAUGUUCUCUUCUGUAAAACAUGAAUUUGUUCCUAGAACCUGAGUUAUACUUAUUCUAUUAUUCUGUUAGUUUCUCUGUCUAUAAUAUAAGUCAGCCAGUCAAUCAAGCUCUCAGGAACUCUGCAACAAUUUUUCUCAAAUACUGGUAUAUGGAAAAUUAAAAGCAAAAAAUACAUGUUGAGUCAUGUAAUUUGCCAUCUUUUUUCACAUAUUUUAGGUAUUGGAGCAAUGGCUGAAGUUACAAGUAUUGUAGCAAUAGUAAAAGAUCACUUGGAAACAAUGAAAUGAUAUAGUAUAAAUUUCCUUUUUUUUUAGUUUAUAAUAUCAACCAGAAUUCUGUAGGGUCAAGUUGACACAUUACAUUUUUCCUUUGAGCAACAUAAAAAAACAUUAUGUAUUGCAAUGGACUCACAUUUUUCUAUCAUUUUUGACUAGUCCUGUUCAAAUAAUACAUUGCAUUUGAAGUUUAUGAUUGCAACUUAUAGAUCAAACCCAAUUCCCUUCACCCUUAACGGUUCUGAAUUCAACAUACUCUAUUCAUUUGCCUACAAGCUAACCUAUUAUUUCAAGACCUUAAACUCAGUCUUGGAAUGCAAUGUAUAUGAAGUGAC